AUUCUGUUUGAGAUUGGUAAACUGGAAUUUUUUUAGUCGUGCACAACUUAUGAUUAUCGAAAAGAAAGCGUUAGGAAUCAACUACAAAUCAGAGUUCAAUAAGGUCUUGGUCCUGCUCAGUAUCAAGCAAUGGGUGUGACGUAUACCUUUCUAUUCAUGUUGCUUGCUUUGCAUUUAAGACCUGGAUAUUGCUUGUCAAAGUAUCAUGGAAUGUUGACAAAUGAUGAACUUGGUUCUUACUCAAAGAAAGAUCAGAUAAAAGAAUAUGACAUCAUCCUGCCAAAGAUACAUGACCCUUCAAAAAUGUCAAAGCGGAGCACAGAUUCGACCAAUCACAAUGAGCAACACAGAGUCACCUUCACAGCAUUCGAAGAGGAGCAUCACGUGGUUCUGGAGAAGAAUCAUUGGCUUUUGAGACCCGGCUUAGAAGUGGAGUAUCUACAACCGGAUGGAUCGAUCCGGAAAGAACCGGUUCAGACUAGAAACUGUCACUUCUUUGCGACUUCUAUCUCCCAUGGCGGAUCAAAGGGAGCACUGAGCACUUGUAGUGGAUUGAGAGGAGUGUUGUCAUUGGAUGAUGACAUGAUGUUCAUCGAACCAUUAAAAGAAGACCAUGCGAGAAGAAUGAAGAGAAACAUUGAUGAUACAACCCAUCCGCAUCUCAUUUAUAAACAAGCUGCCGAUGUUGACGACGAAGAUGACGUGUGUACAGUUGGAGACCUACCAGUUGCAGAUAAUGGUGGAUCUACAGGAACAGUGAUUCUAGCCAAUGAAACUACUUACAAUGGUCCUUAUCUUGGCGCUAAAUACAUAGAAAUCUUCUAUGUGGUGGACAAGCUUGUUUAUGACGAACAUUUGGGAGAAACUGAGAGUUACGCUACUACUAUUUUGAACAUUAUGAGCAGACGAUUCGCUGAUCCGAGUCUCGAUAUCAGCAUCCGAUUCUCAGUGGUUCGUCUUCUUAUCUCCACGACGACAACAAUAACAGCGACCAACCCCUCUGGUGGUGAGGAGAGUAUAACACCUGAUGCUGUUGCCGAUACGACCCUCCCAAAUUUCUGUACCUGGCAAGCCUCAUUAAGUGUAGAUGAUGACACCGAUCCUAAUGACUGGGACUUAGCCUUGCUCUUUACAGGGUCAGUAAAAACAAAAGAAAAACAUUUUCGGAAAAGAUUUAUAUCUACAAAUCCCAGAAGAUGGAAUAGUCACAAAUUUUGUUUAUUUUGUAUUGUGAGACAGAUUUGUUUGCUGGACUGA
Strongylocentrotus purpuratus (purple sea urchin) is the source of this 1257-nucleotide messenger RNA. Its product is annotated as A disintegrin and metalloproteinase with thrombospondin motifs 1-like. The record is from RefSeq and is a predicted model, not a curated record. Bases 130 to 1257 code for a protein of 375 amino acids. Gene Ontology annotation, molecular function: metallopeptidase activity. The transcript is spliced from 7 exons. NCBI's taxonomy places the organism in Eukaryota, Metazoa, Echinodermata, Echinoidea, Camarodonta, Strongylocentrotidae.